UAAAAAACCACUUCCGUUUUAUUAAUUUGCGUGAUUGUCAACAACGUGCUUUUCAAGACAGCUAACUAAAAGGUGCCGGUGAGUUUGUCGUUCCAGCAGUUUAGUGAGGAAGCUUCUUCUUGGUGUUUGGAUCACAGCAAUAGAAAAAAAUGACUGACUUGGACUGUAACAGUGGAGUGAUCAUUCUGAGUGUGGUAGCAGGAGUGCAUUCAAUCCUCAGCCUGGGUCUGCUGGCUUGCAUCAUCUGGUGUGCAUGCUGCUACGGAAAGAAACAGUUUCAAGUACGACCGCUCUCUCCCAAACACAACUACUCUUCUCCAAACCACCAUAGGAUCUCCGGUCCUGGCAAUAAUGGAAAUAAUGGCAACUGCAACAUCUCUAGCCCAGUCCUAGACGAAAGAGAACUCAAACACUUGAGACUCAUCUCUCAGCUGGAGGCACGACGAUUGCAGACCAUCAAUGAGAGCACACUGGAUUCCUCAGACAGGGACAGGGUGACCGUGACUUCGAUCGUGGAUAAGGGAUCACCGUUCAUCAGUUGUCAGGCUGACAUCAACGUGCCUAACGGACACAGUGGUGGGGCACAGUCUCCAGUGCUCAAGAAUCAACACGCCUGGGAGUCGGACAAGAACGAGAAGGAUUCUGUAUCAGAUGGUUCUCCCUGCUCCAGCAACAGUGAGAGUGUGUUUGCCAACGCUGAUGCUGACUCAGCAGCCGAGAAGAAGAGAGCACCAGACACACCCAAUCAGAGUCCGCCGUCAGUGACAGCACAAGAGAGAAGGAGAGAGGCGGUUAUGGGACGGAGGAGAGCACAAAGAACUAACUCCACACGACCACUGCUUGGGACCAGUAUAAGCUCGGACUACGGUGGCUCAGUGAGUGAGAGUAUUGGGGGAUCUUGUAUGUCUCUGCCCACUGACGAGUUUGGAGCCACGCCCAGCAUGAGAGUGCUGACUCGGCAUGCUGGAAGCCGUAAAGGAUCCUUGAGGUCACUCCUGGGUACCUCAGAGGACAACCUAAGAAAUUGUAGCACACUCCCACGGAUGCAUCGCCUCCCUCCACUCACCACAUCCCGCCCACCUAGUGCCGCGGCUCUCUCUUCUCUGCAAACACUCUCCGAGAAUGUUCCCUUGGCAGCCGAGUCUGUCACUAACCUCUCGGCAAUCGAGCGGCCGAGACCAAGAGUUCAAAGUUCAGAGGGGGAGUCCCUCCCUCGACUGAGCCUGCAUCUGGCUGAUGAUAUUGGACUCGGGGAUCCCACCAGCGAUGAUGCAUUCAGAUCAAUGGUGUGAACGUGUAUGUACGUAUACCGUAAAUAUGGCUUCUUUACUUAUAAUCACGUUUCAUCAAUGUACAUAAUCUCAUUGCAAUAUUCAGCUUCAAUGUCACUUCUAUUUUAUAGAUCAGUAUUUUCAGCAAUAAACUCAUAUUAUGGUACGUAUAUAAAUGUCCUUGUUGCCCUGGGCAUUUCAUUGUAUACAUGUUGUAUCCAUAAUUAUAAUUAUAUUCAAGAA
Molecule: messenger RNA, 1514 nt
Organism: Halichondria panicea
Lineage: Eukaryota; Metazoa; Porifera; Demospongiae; Suberitida; Halichondriidae
Exons: 8
Coding region: 150-1292 (380 amino acids)
Source: RefSeq, a predicted model, not a curated record